GGUCGUGGCUUGUGACGGGCAAAUCUGUCAUCGGCAAAAUCUGGCUCAGUGAACAUACUGUAGUCAAUCUUAACAGCAACCCAGUGAUUCCAUUGCAUGAUUGCUCAAGACGUUUUAUAUUGUGGCGUGUGCUCCAUGCCACCAGAGUUUUGCGAAUUCAGUGGAACGCAAGGAAAAUGCAAGGCAUGGCUACAGAAGAAUAAUGCAAAGGAAUUUGCAAGAUUAUAUGGGCAAACGGAAGAAAUCGAAAAGGGUGUUGAAGGCAUUCAGAUUGAAGAAAAGCCAGAGGAAAAGAAGAACGACCGAUCGCUCGUCAAGGAUAAAUCAGCUCAACUUGAAGCCAAGCUCGAGAAGGAGAACAGGAAGAAGAUGGAAUCACACGUUAUCAUUAAGCGAGUGGAGAGAACAAAGCGAAAAUGUGUCACCACCAUCCAUGGACUUGAAGUUUUUGACGUUGAGUUGAAGAAGGCAGCCAAGAUGUUCGCCAAUCGUUUCGCAUGUGGAUCGUCGGUUGCUAAGAAUAACCAGAACCAAGACGAAAUUGUCGUGCAAGGCGAUUUUUCUGAUGAAUUGUUAGACCUUAUUCUAGCCAACUGGCCUCAUAUUCCUGAGGAUAACAUCGACCUGGUUGAGGAUAAGAAGAAGAAGUAAAAUAAUAAAAAAUAAAAUACCUUGGCAAUAGGGAUGAUGGAGUCAAAGGAGCCCAUCCAUUAAAUCCCACUCUACUGUAAAAUCACAGUUGCACAAAAA
Messenger RNA from Umbelopsis ramanniana AG, 750 nucleotides. RefSeq lists its product as uncharacterized. The transcript has 6 exons. The record is from RefSeq and is a predicted model, not a curated record. The coding region runs from base 97 to 651 and encodes 184 amino acids. Lineage: Eukaryota; Fungi; Mucoromycota; Umbelopsidomycetes; Umbelopsidales; Umbelopsidaceae. Gene Ontology annotation, biological process: formation of translation preinitiation complex; translation reinitiation. Gene Ontology annotation, molecular function: translation initiation factor activity; mRNA binding.